Messenger RNA from Meira miltonrushii, 3276 nucleotides. Its product is annotated as ARM repeat-containing protein. Gene Ontology annotation, cellular component: cytoplasm; nucleus. Gene Ontology annotation, biological process: protein import into nucleus. The transcript has 2 exons. Gene Ontology annotation, molecular function: small GTPase binding; nuclear import signal receptor activity. The coding region runs from base 1 to 3276 and encodes 1091 amino acids. Lineage: Eukaryota; Fungi; Basidiomycota; Exobasidiomycetes; Exobasidiales; Brachybasidiaceae. The record is from RefSeq and is a predicted model, not a curated record.
AUGUCAUUACAACCAGAGUACGUGCAACAGCUACAUCAGCUGUUGCAACAGAGCAAUGUGCCUGACACGGCAGCUGUUCGUGCAGCAACUGAUGCAUUGCAAUCAAAAUACUUGAAGGACCCAAACUGCAUUCCAGCAUUGUUUGAGAUCAUGUCAACUUCACCUGAUCUUGCCGUUAGACAACUGGCAUCUGUUGAAUUGCGUAAACGAUUGGCAAAGAGCGGCGGAAAACAAUGGACUAAACAAGCCGUUCAAGUUCGGGAAGGUAUUAAAUCCCGCUUGCUGGAACUUGUCGUUGCCGAACAAUCAGCAUUGGUCCGUAACGCAAUUGCAAGAGUUAUCGCCGAGAUUGCUAAACGUGAAUUGCCUGCAGGAACAUGGCAACAAUUACUCCCCUUCUUGUUCCAAGCUGCCAGCUCACCUACCGCAAGUCAUCGUCAAGUUUCCAUCUUUGUCUUCUUUAUCGUCUUGGAGACAUUCGUUGAUGGUGAAGAAAGUUUGGAGAAAUACCUACCACAAAUUAUGAGUGUAUUCAGCAAAUCGUUACAAGAUCCAGAAAGCUUGGAAGUAAGAGUGACAACCGUUCGUGCUCUAGGAAAGGUGGCAGAAAACCUCGACGUUGAUGCAACUGCAGACCUUGCCUUAGUACAAUCUGCCAUCCCCUUGAUGGUGCAAGUUUUGGAUCAAACCCUCAAAGAAGCUGAUGGAGAAGGUGUCCGUCACUGUUUGGAUGUGUUUGAAUCACUCUGCAUGUUGGAAUCUCCUAUUAUCUCCAACCACGUAGCAGACUUGAUCCAAUUCUUCUUGGCAAACGGUGCAAACAAAGAACUCGAAGAUGAUCAUCGUAUCAUGUGCUACAACUCAUUGAUCUGGCUCAGCCAAUACAAGAAAUCCAAGAUCCAAAGCUUGAACUUGGCAAGACCAAUGUUGGAGCACCUAAUGCCUGUUGUUGUGGAAGAAGACUCAGAAGAUCCAGAUGAGGAUUCUCCAUCUCGUCUGGCUUUGCGUGUGAUUGACGGUUUGGCUACAGAACUUCCACCAAGCCACGUCUUCCCACCUUUGAUGGAACAAAUGCAAAAAUACAUGAACAACCAAGACCCUCAUCACCGUAAAGCUGCAAUGAUGGCCUUUGCUGUUGCCGUUGAAGGAUGCUCCGAGUACAUUCGCCCUCACAUGAAUGAACUCUGGCCAUUCGUUGAAGGUGGCCUACGUGAUAACGAAUUGGUGGUACGCAAAGCAGCAUGCAUUACUGUUGGUUGUUUGUGCGAAUGCUUGGAUACAGAAUGUGCAGAGCGUCAUGCGACGCUGUUACCUCUUAUCAUGGAUCUUAUUAACAACAAUGACACUCAAAAGAAUGCAUGCACAGCUUUGGAUGCGCUUCUAGAGGUGAUGGGUGAUUCGAUCGCACAAUACUUGCCCGCCAUCAUGGAACGCUUAUCCUCACUUUUGGACACCGCCCCCGUCGCUGUCAAAGCAACAGUCACAGGCGCCAUCGGUAGUGCAGCACACGCAUCAAAAGAGCAAUUCUUGCCAUACUUUGCACACACCAUGCAACGCAUGCAACCCCACCUCUCGCUCACCGAAGAAGGAGACGAGCAAGAUCUUCGUGGUGUGACAUUGGACACAAUCGGUACCUUUGCCGAGGCAGUUGGCAAGGAAAACUUCCGACCAUACUUUAGCAACAUGAUGAAUUUGGCAUACGAAGGCGUCAGUCUGGAUAGCCCUAGACUGCGCGAAUGUUCUUUCAUCUUCUUCUCGGUAAUGUGCCGUGUGUUUGGCGAAGAGUUCUCGCAAUUCUUGCCCGUUGUUGUUCCUAAGCUGUUGGAAAGCUUCAAGCAGAGCGAACACCUACCCGUACCAGGAGCAUCAGGCGAUGGUGUGAUGUCUGGUCAAGGUGUGGGCACCAAUGAUAACGGUGAUCUCGUUCUUGCAGGAGGAUCGGGUGGUGCAGAUGGCGAAGGCGGUGAAGAAGACUUUAUCGAUUUGGAUGAAGUAUUUGAGAAUUUGCAAAACGUCAACACCGCUGUCGGUGUGGAAAAGGCUGUUGCCGCUGACGCCCUUGGUGAAAUCUUUAUGCAUACAAAGGCAGGAUUCACACCUUUCUUGGAAUCUUCCGUGGAAGAAUUGAUCAACUUGCUAAGUCAUUAUUAUCAAGGUAUUCGCAAGAGCGCCGUUACUGCUUUGAUUAUUUUCAUCAACACUCUCAACGAAAUGAGUGACCCCAAAGAAUGGCAACCUGGACACAAUUCUAGCAUACCAUUACCCGAACCAGUGGCUAAGCUUGCAGAGGUGGUUAUUCCCUCCAUCAUCGAAGCUUGGCAAGAUGAAGAUGACCAGAUGACACAAAUCGAAAUCUGCCAACAGCUUGCUGAAUGCUUGAACAAGAACGGACCACAAAUCCUCAAAGGAGAAGCUGAACGUACUUGUGCUUUGGUAGCAGACAUUUUGGAUCAAAAGUCCGCAUGUCAAAUCGAUACCGAAGCACGAGAGGAAGAUGCACAGGGUGUGGAGGAUAUCUCAGAGUAUGAAUCAGUGUUGAUUUCAUCAUCAACGGAUUUGGUCGGUGCAAUGGCAAACGUGUAUGCACACGACUUUGUCGAACCACUCAGACAACUAUUACCAAAGAUUACCAAGUACUACUCACCCAGUCGCUCUUCUUCCGACCGUGCAACGGCGGUUGGAAGUAUGGGAGAGAUUAUCACCGGUAUGAAAGCAGCCAUUACUCCAUUCACAAACGAUAUCCUAUCCGUUUUGUCUCGCGGCUUGCAAGACGAAGACACGGGUAUCCGAUCAAACGCUGCCUUUGCAUCUGGAGUUUUGAUCGAACACUCUCAAAGCGAUUUGACACCACACUUCCAAGCCUUAUUGGGCGCAAUCAGACCCAUGUUUGAAUUGAGCAAGUCCGACAAGGAAGAUGAUCAAAGAGCAAGUGAUAAUGCAUGCGGAUGCUUGAGUAGAAUGAUUGUCAAAUCACAAGCAUCAGUGCCUUUGGAUCAAGCUAUUCCCGUUUUGAUUUCCGCUUUACCCUUGAAAAAGGAUGCGGCAGAAUGGAGCCCUGUUUUGGUCUGCUUCAUGGGACUGGUCCAAGCAAACAACGAGAUUGCACUGCAACAGAUCGAUACAAUUUUGGCCAUUAUGAAACACGCAUUACAACUAGAAGGUGAUGAUGCGAUCGGAAGUAUCUUGCGUGGUCAAGUUGUUACAUUUAUCAGUGCCAUUAACAGCAGUGCACCUGAGAAGAUUGCAGCAGCGGGCCUACAGCCAUUCUUGGUGUAA